This is a messenger RNA of Medicago truncatula (barrel medic), 2464 nucleotides long. Its product is annotated as protein CELLULOSE SYNTHASE INTERACTIVE 1. The record is from RefSeq and is a predicted model, not a curated record. Gene Ontology annotation, molecular function: protein binding. The transcript has 3 exons. Lineage: Eukaryota; Viridiplantae; Streptophyta; Magnoliopsida; Fabales; Fabaceae. The coding region runs from base 630 to 2312 and encodes 560 amino acids.
CAUUAUCUUAGCAUUUCUAGAGAGAGAGAGAAAAAAACAGUUCAAAGUUUGUUUUUUGAAAUUGUGUAUGUGAAACUCAAACUGUGCAUGUUUUUAUCUUACACUUCUUGUCUUGUCGUUUUGUAGUAAAAGUGUGAAAGUCGUUUACUUCUUAACUCAGUGUUUUUUCUCUAAUACAUUUUUGGGUUGUUUUGAUUAGUACAACAUAUUUGAAAUCUAGGUGGAAGAUUCUUCUGAUUUUUGUAGUAUUUCUUUUACAUAUAUUUUGGAAAAAAAAUAAAAAAUUUAAUGAGAUUUAGUGUAUGUUGUGUCUGUUUCUCAAUUAAGAAGCAGAAACUAUUUACGGGUUUUAUCUGAAUUCGAGAAAACUGUUUCUGGGUCUUUGUCUUAGUGUCUUAAGAGUAUGAAAGACACGUUUUUUGCUUAGGAUCAGAUUGUGUUGUCUUCAUUCAUUAUUCUAGAAGCAUUCCACUACUUGUAUAUUGUAUUAUUAGAGAGAGAAAGAGAACUAUGAAGUUUGAAGAUUAAGCCAAACUGGGUUGCUUCUCAGUUACUGGUUCUUUAAGUAACAUAUGAUAUGAUGGCUAUAAAUUCUUUGAAUAUUUGACAAGUCAAUUUGAUUUAAGAUCAUGGUGGAAGAUGGUGUUGCAGUUGAUAUACUUUCAACAGAAGAUUGGUUGUUACAUGCAAAGGAACUUGUUCCUAUUGCUCUUGAUAAAGCAAAAGAGGUUAAAGGGUUUUCUACUAGAUGGAAAAUGAUCAUUUCUAGAUUAGAACAGGUUCCAUCAAUGUUAUCAAACUUAUCAAGUCAUCCAUGUUUCUCAAAGAAUGCUCUUUGCAAGGAGCAAUUGCAGGCUCUGUCGAAGUCGCUUGAAGGCACGAUCGAAUCAGCUGAAUUGUGUGUGAAGGAGAAGUAUGAAGGUAAACUUCAUAUGCAGAGUGAUCUGGAUGCAUUAAUCGGGAAAAUGGAUUUGAAUUUACGAGAUUGUGGACUUUUGAUCAAAACUGGUAUGCUUGGUGAGGCUACUUUGCCGUUAAAUGCGUCUUCUGUGUCAGGUUCUGCAACAGAAUCUGAUGCAGCAAUCCACAACAACAUAAGGGAGCUACUUGCGCGCCUUCAGAUCGGUCACUUAGAAGCGAAGCACAAAGCUUUGGACAGUGUUGUUGAGGUUAUGAAAGAAGAUGAAAAGAAUGUUUUGGCUGUUUUUAGCAGGAGCAACAUUGCUGCACUGGUUCAAUUACUUACAGCAACAUCAACAAGGAUAAGAGAGAAAACAGUUACUGUCAUAUGCUCGCUAGCUGAAUCGGGUAGCUGCGAGGAUUGGCUAGUUUCUGAAGGUGUUCUUCCACCUCUUAUAAGACUUGUUGAAUCAGGAAGUGCUGUAGGUAAAGAAAAGGCUGCAAUAUCUUUACAAAGGUUAUCAAUGUCGGCUGAAACAUCGCGUGAAAUCGUAGGACAUGGUGGCGUUUGCCCGUUGGUUGAGCUUUGUCGAACCGGCGAUUCUGUUUCGCAGGCUGCAGCAGCUUGUACAUUGAAGAAUAUUUCAGCUGUUCCUGAGGUGAGACAAGUUUUGGCUCAAGAAGGGAUUGCGAGGGUUAUGAUCAAUUUGUUAACUUGUGGAAUGUUGUUAGGUUCCAAAGAAUAUGCAGCAGAAUGUUUGCAGAAUCUCACUGCAAGCAAUGAGAGUCUAAAAAAAAGUGUUAUAUCGGAAGGUGGUGUUAGGAGUCUCUUAGCAUAUCUUGACGGUCCACUUCCUCAAGAAUCUGCGGUCGCAGCGUUAAGGAAUUUGGUAGGAUCAGUUUCUGAGACAGCUUUGGUUUCGUUAGGAUUACUUCCUCGUUUGGUUCACGUGUUGAAAUCCGGCUCCCCGGGAGCACAAAAUGCCGCUGCGUCAGCAAUCUGCCGAGUUAGCAGCUCGACAGAAAUGAAAAAAUUGGUCGGCGAAGCCGGUUGCAUUCCUCUCCUUGUUAAAAUGCUUGAGGCUAAACAAAACAGUGCUAGAGAAAUUUCUGCACAAGCAUUAGCAAGCUUGUUAACUGUGUCACAAAAUAGAAGAGAAACUAAGAAGGAUGAUAAAAGUGUGCCUAAUUUGGUUCAGUUACUUGAUCCUAGUCCUCAAAACAAUGCAAAAAAAUAUGCAGUUACAUGCCUUGGAUUGAUUUCUUCAAGUAAGAAAUGUAAGAAGCUAAUGAUCUCAUAUGGUGCUAUUGGAUAUUUGAAGAAACUUACUGAGAUGGAUACUCCAGGUGCUAAAAGGUUACAUGAGAGAUUGGAAAGAGGGAAAUUAAGAAGUUUGUUUGGUAAGAAAUAGUGUAAAAAAGUGUUGCAUCCUUUUUUAUUUUUUUAUUUUUUUUAUAUCAUGAUGCAAAAUAGCUAAGAAUGUAUAAAGUGGAAUGCACAAACUUGCUAAUCCAUGUAUUGUAAUCAAUGUUACAUUAUAUAUGAAUAUUUAAACUUUGUUUA